Molecule: messenger RNA, 2356 nt
Organism: Helianthus annuus (common sunflower)
Lineage: Eukaryota; Viridiplantae; Streptophyta; Magnoliopsida; Asterales; Asteraceae
Product: isochorismate synthase, chloroplastic-like
Exons: 18
Coding region: 357-2030 (557 amino acids)
Biological process (GO): phylloquinone biosynthetic process
Cellular component (GO): plastid
Molecular function (GO): isochorismate synthase activity
Source: RefSeq, a predicted model, not a curated record
AGCUCUGCAAUCUCAGACAGUCACUUAUGCCACUGGUUACUCUUAUCUCAAUUUCCUCUCUGUUUGAAGCAAUAUUCACCGGCCACUCUCACUCCCACUGGUUACGCCUUUCACGGUCAUUUCGUGUAACCUGUUUAUUAACAGGUUCGUGUUCGUGUUUGGAAAAUUAGACACGAUAAGAUUUCGUGUCGUGUUCGUGUUUACAGGUUUCGUGUUCGUGUCUUAUCGGGUUCGUGUCUUAACAGAUCGGGUUGACCCGAUAUGCCAGCCCUACUAUCCGGUGACUUGAACUCGAGAUCAACUGUUUUCUUGGUGUAGUGUAUUUUGUUGGGCUACUUGUAUGAUAUGUCAUUUUUAUGAUGGCAGCCAUCAGCACACGCCAUUGUAUUGCGCAUUUUAUGGAACCGGACUCAACCAAAUCCAACAUCUUAGAUGCUACUAGAAAUACUGUCUACACCCCCACCCAAAGAUAUAACCAUUUUUGUUCACUAUCCAUGAACGGUUGCCAAUCUCGAGACUCUAGAACUCCUGUGGGGAUGACCGAAACUCGGACUUUUCCGUUCGUUUCAACCCCUGCAAUGGCAAUGGAAAGAUUAAGUUCUGCAAUUACCGAGUUGGGCUUUGACCCGCCGCUGUUAGGGUCUGGAAUCAUAAGGCUUGAGGUUCCAAUUGAACAGCAAAUUGAAGCAAUCGACUGGCUGCAUGGUCAGCAACAUUUUCAGCAUCUUCCUCGGUGUUUUUUCUCCGGAAGAAGCCAAAGAAAAAUCAACGGAUUUCCUUCUAAUUCCGGUUCUUCGUUGAUUACACGAAACUCCUCACCGGUCAGCACUGCUGGUCUGGGUUCUGCUGUCUUCUUUCGCCAUGUCAGCCCCUUUUCACUCCACGAUUGGCGGUCUAUCAAGAGGUUCCUGUCUAAGAAGUGCCCGUUGAUCCGUGCUUACGGGGCUAUCCGUUUUGAUGCAUUGGCUAAUAUAUCAUCUGAAUGGGAAGCUUUCGGGUCAUUCUUCUUCAUGAUUCCACAGGUUGAGUUUAAUGAGUUUGAAGGAAGUUCAAUGCUAGUUACUACCAUCGCAUGGGAUGACUCCCUUUCGUGGACAUUUGGGAAGGCGGUACAUGCACUUCAGGCAACCAUGAGUCAGGUUUCGUCCAGUAUCGUGAAGUUACGAAAAGAGGUUCCGAAUACAUCCAUUCUCAGCAGCAAUAAUGUUCCCAGUAAGAAACUGUGGGAUGUUGGUGUUGACAGAGCGUUGCAAAUGAUAAACAAAAACAACUCACCCCUUAUCAAGGUUGUGCUUGCACGUAGCAGCGUAAUUAGGACCGCCCCUGAUAUUGAUCCUUUGACAUGGUUGGCAACUUUACAGGUUGAGAGUGAAAAUGCUUAUCAGUUCUGUCUUCAGCCUCCUGAUGCACCUUCCUUUAUAGGGAACACUCCAGAGCAGUUAUUUCAUCGAAACAGAUUCGAUAUUUAUAGCGAGGCAAUGGCUGGAACCCGGGCCAGAGGUGACUCAAAAGCCCUUGAUCUGCAGAUAGCCCUAGAUUUACUUUACAGCUCUAAGGAUGACAAGGAGUUCUCUAUUGUACGGGAGUGCAUAAAAAGAAACUUAGAGGCUGUCUGCACAACAAUAUUGGUUGAACCAGAGAAAACAAUUCGAAAGCUCUCAAGAGUACAACACCUUUAUGCUCGAAUAAGAGGCAGACUAAGAAGUGAAGAUGAUGAGUUUGAUAUUUUGUCUUCGCUUCAUCCAACACCAGCUGUGUGUGGAUUCCCUACUGAAGAAGCACGAGUACUGAUAGCAGAAACUGAAAACUUUGACCGAGGAAUGUAUGCUGGCCCCGUUGGGUGGUUCGGAGGAGGAGAGAGUGAGUUUGCGGUUGGUAUAAGGUCAGCCUUGGUUCAAAAGGGGCUUGGGGCGUUAAUAUACGCGGGAACUGGGAUAGUGGAAGGAAGUUGUUCAUCACAGGAGUGGGAUGAGCUGGAACUCAAGACAUCUCAGUUCACAAAGCUGAUGAACUGGAGUGCUCUCUCUUGAUGCUAAGAAGACCAUUUUAUCUGAAAAGUAAAAACCGAACACUGUAAAGAACAAACCACUUCAUUCAUUCAGUUAAGGAGGAGAUACAGCUGCAUAUACCAGUAGCCGAAUAUCGAAUGUCAUCCGGCCUCCACAUAGGAAUAUUAUCUCAAUGCACCUUGUUGAAGGCUCAUAGAAUUGUUUUGAGAUAGAUCACUUUGUUUUUUGCUUUCUUUUCUAUUGAUCAUUAUUUGGGUUUCAAAACCGGCUUCAAAUAUUGCAUCACUACUUGUAUAUGUAGCUAUAUCUUGAUAAUUAAAACAUGUCUAUAAUCCAACAUUUUCAUC